AUGGCGUGUGUGGAGACGGAGUUGUUGUGUGGGAGCAAAGAUCCCAGUGUGCACUGGCGCCCAGUCGGCGAGAGCCGCUGGACUGCGUGUCGUACUGAUAAGAAACCAGACACUCAAGAUCUAACGGAAGAGGAGGCUUUCAAUGCGAUAUUCGACUAUUUUGCGGCGAAAGGCUGCUCGGAUUACGAUGGCACGAAUAAUUCCGUAGGAAUGGAGGAAUAUUUGACUCCUGACCUCACGACGCCCAAUACCACCGAUGUGUGCAGCGAUGGGACAGCAUCCAUGGUCCUCGGGCGCCCGCCCCCGCUGCCAAGGAACCGACAAACAGCGGUGCGUGCAGCAGCGCCACAAAGAGCACAUCUCCUUUAA
Molecule: messenger RNA, 369 nt
Organism: Trypanosoma cruzi
Lineage: Eukaryota; Euglenozoa; Kinetoplastea; Trypanosomatida; Trypanosomatidae
Exons: 1
Coding region: 1-369 (122 amino acids)
Source: RefSeq, a predicted model, not a curated record